AUUUUAUCAGAGUGUAUAAUUUGUGGGCAGUGAGGCGAGUGCGCGGGCUGUGCGCAGUCCAUAGAGAUGAAGGCAAAAACGAUUCUCACCCUUGUGGGCGUGUGUUGUUUUACGUUCGCCCUCUGCACCUCCGGGGGCGGGGUGACGGAUGGGGUGGUAGAAGAGCCAAUGGGGCUCGAGCCGGCCGGAGAGGGAAAGAGAGAGGUUCAGAGGCCGGAAGUGGUCCUUCAGCUGAAGUACGACGGAGGGGCGUUGAAUAGGAUAUACCUCGCGCAGUUCAGACAGGGCCAGAGGGCGCCCUCAGUGCCGACCCGGACCGAUCUCUGUGCGGACCUUUGUCACGCAGGUCUGGGCGGCACCGCAUGCGGCGCCAGCUGCCCGCAGCUGAUGCCGGUGGGUCUUCAGAAUGCGCUGUCCGACGGCAACACCACCGAUGUAGUGUACGGCAAGCCUAGAGUCUAUGUGUGCCCAACUCUCUGCGAGAAUCAUCUUGGCGAGCCGUUGUGCAGUUGCAGUGACAGAAACGAGCGGGUGACACGGAAGGAGGUCGACUGGAGCGGAAUAUGUGAUACAUUCUGUAUCACCGACAGAUACGUAUUGUCUGGUUGUCCAGCAUGUCGCGAGAACUAUCCGUCGGCAGUAACACCGGAAUACGCUAUGGUAAGUCGCCUAAACACCGCGGAAAGCUGGUCAUCAUGGUGCAACGUGCAAUGCCGCCAGGGCCAAGGGGGAGCCGCUUGUAACUGCGACCGCGCCCCAUUCCAAUAGGUCACAUAACGCCAAUAGGCCAUAUAACACCAACAGGCCACCAAACACCAAUAGGCCACGGAACGCCAAUGUGUCGUGCAACGCCAAUAGGUCAGCAAUGAUCAUUUAUCGGAUACAGUAUUGCAUUAUUUACUUAAAAGUAUAAUUUCUAU
This is a messenger RNA of Papilio machaon (common yellow swallowtail), 920 nucleotides long. RefSeq lists its product as uncharacterized. The record is from RefSeq and is a predicted model, not a curated record. The transcript has 5 exons. Bases 67 to 768 code for a protein of 233 amino acids. NCBI's taxonomy places the organism in Eukaryota, Metazoa, Arthropoda, Insecta, Lepidoptera, Papilionidae.